Molecule: messenger RNA, 1996 nt
Organism: Gossypium arboreum
Lineage: Eukaryota; Viridiplantae; Streptophyta; Magnoliopsida; Malvales; Malvaceae
Product: laccase-4
Exons: 6
Coding region: 41-1711 (556 amino acids)
Biological process (GO): lignin catabolic process
Cellular component (GO): apoplast
Molecular function (GO): copper ion binding; hydroquinone:oxygen oxidoreductase activity
Source: RefSeq, a predicted model, not a curated record
UGAAAAUGUACACAAUUUGGGGUAGAGACAAUUAUUGGAGAUGGCAGCUUGGAGUGUUACAAUUCUUGUGCUUUUAGCUUGUUUAUGGUUUCCAGCAUCGGUACAGUGCAUGGUUCGGCACUACAAGUUCAAUGUGGUAGUGAAAAAUACAACAAGGCUGUGCUCAACCAAGCCGAUUGUCACCGUCAACAGACGCUACCCUGGCCCUACUAUAGUUGCUAGAGAGGAUGACACCAUCCUUGUCAAAGUGGUUAACCAUGUCAAAUACAAUCUCUCCAUCCACUGGCAUGGGAUUAGACAACUACGUACAGGUUGGGCAGACGGGCCGGCUUAUAUAACCCAGUGCCCGAUUCAACCGGGGCAGAGCUAUGUUUACAACUUCACUGUCACGGGCCAAAGAGGCACCCUUUUUUGGCACGCACAUAUUCUAUGGCUGAGAGCCACUGUCCAUGGUGCUAUUGUUAUCUUGCCCAAGCGUGGUGUUCCUUACCCCUUCCCUAAACCCCACAAGGAAGAGAUUGUUAUCUUAGGUGAAUGGUGGAAAUCAGAUGUUGAAGCCGUAAUAAAUGAAGCUUUAAAAUCUGGUUUAGCCCCGAAUGUCUCUGAUGCUCACACCAUCAAUGGCCACCCUGGAUCUACCCCAAGCUGCCCUUCAAAGGGGGGAUAUACAUUGGCAGUUAAACCAGGGAAGACAUACAUGCUUCGUAUCAUCAACGCUGCACUGAAUGAAGAACUGUUUUUUAUGAUUGCCGGCCAUCAACUCACUGUCGUCGAAGUUGAUGCCACAUACGUGAAACCUUUUAAAACAGACACCAUCGUUAUAUCCCCAGGGCAGACCACAAAUGUCCUCGUAACAACCCAUCGUCGUGCCGGAAAGUACUUGGUCGCCGCCUCGCCUUUCAUGGACGCACCCAUCGCAGUCGACAACCUGACCGCCACUGCUACCUUACAUUACGCCGGUUCUCUUACAAGUUCCGCCACUACUCUCGUGUCACCCCCUCCUAAAAACGCUACCUCAGUGGCAGCAAACUUUACAAAUGCACUUCGAAGCCUGAAUUCUGAAAAAUACCCCGCCAAGGUACCUUUGAAGAUCGAUCAUUCCCUUCUCUUCACCAUUGGUCUUGGCAUUAACCCUUGUUCUACAUGUGUCAAUGGGAGCCGAGUUGUGGCUUCUGUUAACAAUAUUACAUUUGUUAUGCCGAAAACCGCUCUACUUCAAGCCCAUUUCUUCAACAUCAAUGGGGUUUUCGCUACUAAUUUCCCUGGGAGACCUCCAGUACCAUUUAACUACACAAGCAUACAACUAACAAACUUGGGGACCAAACAAGCAACUAAAUUAUACAGAUUGGGCUAUAAUGACACAGUGCAGCUGGUCUUGCAAGAUACAGGGAUGAUUACCCCAGAGAAUCACCCUAUUCAUUUGCAUGGUUUCAAUUUCUUUGAGGUUGGAAGAGGAGUGGGAAAUUUUGACCCCAAAAAGGAUCCUAAAAACUUCAAUCUUGUUGAUCCUGUUGAGAGGAACACAAUUGGAGUACCAUCUGGUGGAUGGACUGCUAUAAGAUUCAGGGCAGAUAAUCCAGGGGUUUGGUUCAUGCAUUGCCAUUUGGAAGUGCAUACGACUUGGGGGCUUAAAAUGGCAUUUGUUGUGGAUAAUGGCAAAGGCCCAAAUGAAUCUCUUUUACCACCUCCCAGUGACCUCCCCAAGUGCUAGAAAAAAAAUUGCUGGAAAGAAACAAUGAAAAGAAAGAAACGGAAAUUUUAGAGAGCGGCUGAAAGCUAAUACGAAGAGUUCUUUUUUAGCAAACCAAGGAAAGGUUGCUCCAAAUUGAAUAAAUAUAUAUAUAUUUUUUGGGGGGGGGGGUAGGUUAAUUUCGUUUCCAUAAAUUUAGCCUAGAAGUUCGACCUAUUCAGUUGUGCAAGUGCUGAUAAUUUACAGGUUCCAAUGUUUACUAUAUCGACAAAUCCUCUGUCAAAUGAAGAUCAAUUAUUACCAUUU